UGUGCCCUGUAUUUCGAAGAACGGCCGCGUCAGCUUUACGUUGCCAUGGGCAGCGGGCAGGGGUGACCGCGAAACUCCAAUUCUGGAUACAAUCUCCGCCUCCUUCCCGAACCCCAGUAGUUUUCCUGUGUAGCUUCGACUCUUCCGGGGAGAGGAUCUCUGAUCUCUCCUCUCUUCUGAUCUAUCCCUACCGUCCAUCUCCACAGAUUGGUCCAGUCAAGAUCACCUGAAAUAAAGGAAGAGAAGAACAGAGGGGAUGGUGGAGAUCAUCGAAAUCAGUCUGGUUCCAUGACACCGACAUCUUAAAUUCAACUGUUGGAUUCUCCUCGCGAUAAAGUUUCUAUUUUUUUCGUCUUUUGCUAUUGCUUUUUCUGCUCUUUAUUUACUACUCGAUUAGGGUUUGAGAAUCCAGAGAUUUCGAGCUUCGGUUCUCGUCUCUGGAUAGAUUCCUCUCCUGGCUUCGGGUAGAAGAUGGGGUUGGAAGCUGAAUCAGCUCGAGUUCUCGUUUCCACUUCCGGUCAUGGCCAGCGGUGAGGCAUUUAUUAAUAUCCUGGUUGGAAAUUUAGCAGCUUUUAUUUCUGUUUUUGGGUUUGUCUUGAUUAGGGUUUUGGAGUUUUAAGGACUGCCCGUUCGUUAUGUUUCUGGAUUAAUUCAUUGGAGGAUUGAAUUUGUACCUUUGAAUUGAAAGUUGUUUGGGUUUUUAUUUUGCUGCUGGAGAGAGGAAUUUAGAGUUUUUAUUAUUUGUUAGUCGAUUGAGUUGGCUAGGGUUUUCUUCAUCGAUAUGGAGCAAGAGGGGCAAAAGAGAGAAGUUGGUGAGAAUGGAUGUCAAACUCCAAAUGUUCCGAUUCUUUGUGCGAACAAUUGCGGGUUCUUUGGAUCUCCCGCAACCAAUAACCUAUGCUCGAAAUGCUACAGAGAUUUCUUUCUAAAGCAAUCGAAGGCUGUUGCUGCUCUUACUGUAGUUGCAGAGAAGAAGGUUGGUGAAUCUAUCGUGGAAACAAAAGGUCAGUCUGGAGUUGGGCCAGAAGCUAAAGCUACACUGGUUGAGGAAGGAACCACGUCUGGGGAUCCCGGGAAGCUGCCUGCCAAUCGUUGCAGCUUCUGUAAGAAGCGUGUGGGACUGACGGGUUUCAAGUGUCGCUGCGGCCAAACGUUCUGCUCUCUGCAUCGCUACUCUGACAAGCACAACUGUCUCUUUGAUUAUAAGACUGCAGGCCAAGAUGCAAUUGCGAAAGCAAAUCCUGUUGUGAAGGCCAACAAGAUUGAGAAGAUAUGAAGCAGAUGGCGGAUUAGAGAAAUCUUGUUGCAGAAUCAUGAUUUGCUAAUGGGGGAGGUCAUGAGGUCUUUUUGCUACAUGAACGAUGGUAUCAAUUAUUCAGAUGCUUCUUGAAAUAAAUGGUUCUCUUGUUGAUAAUUACUAUCUCAUUUUGUACAGUUUGGUUCUAUGUUUUGUGUUCCAGUGCCAUUGGAACUAAAAACUUCGGUUCACUUUGUAUUCUCUGCUUCCUCUUGCAAAGUCUAAGUCUUAAUAUUGUGUACAUCCCUGCCUUGAGUUUGCAACUCUAAGUCCACAAGUACUAGUUCAGUGCUCUUACCUUACUUGGUUGUUCAUAACUUCAUAUAUUAUAGUAUUUUGUGUUUGCCCUUCUUCAACUACAUGUACUUGAUAGUGUGAUCAUGUACUUGGAAUACCAA
Nelumbo nucifera (sacred lotus) is the source of this 1695-nucleotide messenger RNA. RefSeq names its product zinc finger A20 and AN1 domain-containing stress-associated protein 6-like. Gene Ontology annotation, molecular function: zinc ion binding; DNA binding. Lineage: Eukaryota; Viridiplantae; Streptophyta; Magnoliopsida; Proteales; Nelumbonaceae. The record is from RefSeq and is a predicted model, not a curated record.